AGUCGUGACGGGUGACCAAAUUUUACAUGAAAGUUGGGAGAUAUCAGCCGCCAAUCCUUACAAAUAACACUAUAGGAUUCGUGGUGUGUACGCAGCGUCUGCUGUAUGAACCCUCGGAGAUAAUUUCCCCUGGUAGUAAUUUCGUUGGACUAGUGGUUCAAGAAUUCCCCAAUCAUCUCAGCGAAAAUCCCUCAACUUUUCCAAUUCUCAGCUGUUCGAACUUCAAUUGAGUAAUUGACUGAAGAAGAUGGGUUCUGGGAAGAGACAAAGGUGGUAGUAACGGUACUAGUAGCUUUAGGGUAUGGGCACUGACUCGGACUCGGACUCGAACGGGUGGAGCCGAGCUCGGGGACUGGUAUUGAAGACGCUGGUUUUGAUCGGAGGGGCCGUGUUGCUCAAGCGCCUCACCAAGUCCACCACUCGCUGGGACCAUACUCGUAUUGUAGCUCAAUCCCUCAGCGGCGUCAAGUGCUCUAAGGAGCAAGCAUCUAGAGACCCCGAUAACCACUUCAAUUUCAGAUGGCUUGCAUGCCCAGCUGCAGAUAUGGUGGAUGGUUCAAAGGUUCUAUAUUUUGAGCAAGCCUUUUGGAGGACUCCUCAUAAACCUUUUCGUCAGAGAUUUUUUAUGGUGAAGCCGUGUGCCAAGGAGAUGAAAUGUGAUGUUGAGGUAAGUACGUACGCCAUACGAGAUGCGGAAGAGUACAAGAACUUUUGUGAUCGCUCAAAGGACCAACGACCACCGCCGGAGGAAGUUAUUGGGGAUAUUGCAGAACAUUUGACAACAGUACAUCUUAAUCGCUGUGAACGUGGAAAGUCCUGCUUAUAUGAAGGUUCAACUCCACCAGAUGGAUUUCCAAAUUCCUGGAAUGGUGCAACACACUGCACCUCAGAACUUUCAGUUAUGAAGAAUAAUGAGAUACAUUCAUGGGAUAAGGGUUAUGAUGAUGAUGGAAACCAAGUUUGGGGAGUGAAAGGAGGUCCAUAUGAAUUCAAACCCGCACCUGCCUCAAGUUUUGUUGACAUGUUUUCUCCUUUGACUAUUCCUCCACUGUCCAUGGAGAUGGAGAAAAGAAUAGAGGGUUCAUUUGUUCUCCAAGAAUGAUACUAACAUUCUUAAUAUUUUCAUCAUAUGUAAAUCGAUCUCCAUUUUGAAUGUACAAAGCGUUUCUCGAUCAGUUAUGUAAUCAGUUUUCAUGAAUGUUGCGAACGACAUGUUACAAAAAGGUUAUAUAGGGUUCUAUUUCCGCUUA
Rhododendron vialii is the source of this 1250-nucleotide messenger RNA. Its product is annotated as chromophore lyase CRL, chloroplastic-like. Gene Ontology annotation, molecular function: lyase activity. The transcript is spliced from 9 exons. The record is from RefSeq and is a predicted model, not a curated record. The coding region runs from base 302 to 1102 and encodes 266 amino acids. Lineage: Eukaryota; Viridiplantae; Streptophyta; Magnoliopsida; Ericales; Ericaceae. Gene Ontology annotation, biological process: protein-phycocyanobilin linkage.